This is a messenger RNA of Erythranthe guttata (spotted monkey flower), 1236 nucleotides long. RefSeq names its product Excinuclease ABC, C subunit, N-terminal. Lineage: Eukaryota; Viridiplantae; Streptophyta; Magnoliopsida; Lamiales; Phrymaceae. The record is from RefSeq and is a predicted model, not a curated record.
UUCCAAUUUUCUGUAUACUUUUGAAACAGAAUUGUAAUUAGUUUUCCACUUUAACAAAAUGGAAUUUUCCAAAAAUAUUAAUUCGAUCUAUCCAAUUUCCACCCCUAAACGGUUCUCAAAGUGAUUGAUAAGUUAAUACAAAAUUACGAAGAACCAACUUUGUCAACUUUUUGGACAUGAACGUAAUUUGUUCAAAGUCUAUGGGCUUAGUUGUAAUUACACUAAUUUCAGACGGUAAUAACAAAAAUCGUUAGAAAAAUAAAGAGAAUCAACGACUGCAACGGUCAGAUGCCGAAGAAAGCACAGCUCCCAAAUCCAUGGCGAUGAUGUUGUCAAGAGCAUUCAAAUCGCUGAAACCCCAUUCAAAUUACGAUCCUACCCUUCUCCCCUUUCCCAUCCCACCAGAGAAAUCGUCGCAAAUCCCAUCUCGAAUUUCGCCCAAAUCAUCGCCGACGACCAAACCCUCGUCGUCGAUUUCAAUUUCGUCGCCGCCGAGGAAUUCAUGGACCGUGUAUCUAAUCGUCUCCACCAAUCCGCCGAUCAAAACUUAUGUCGGCGCCACAAACAAUUUCUCUCGCCGGUUGAAACAACACAACGGUGAACUAAAAGGUGGUGCAAAAGCAUCUCGUGCAGGAAGGCCGUGGAUUUGUGCUUGUCUUGUACAAGGAUUUACGAACAAAAGUAAAGCUUAUGUGUUUGAAUCGAAAUGGAAAACCGUUUCAAGAAAAUCGCCCCGAAAACGUAGUAGCCAAAAAACAGAGCAAACUGAUAGUAAUCCACAGCUAUUACUAUUACAACACAGAUAUGCAGCUCUAAAUAAAGUCAAGGAUUUAGUUGACUGUGGUCAUCUGGAAAUCGAGUGGCGCUUAGAUCCUACGUAAUCGAUCCACUGUGGAAAAGAACAGAGGUCUCACUGAACGACUAAGUUCGAUUUACAGUUACCAUUACUACAGGUAAAAAAAAUCGAUUUAUCCGAUACUUAGUAGGUGUGAAACAACGGAUGGUUCAGAUCCCACUUUUCGAAACUCGGAUCGGAAAUGGAACUUGAAUGAUUUAUAGUACUAAUUAGUGAUGGAUUAAUCAGAUCAGUUGGUUAGUGUUAGUAAACAUAUUUAUAUUAACUAAUAAAGUAUAGUGAAAACUUGAGAGAAAAAAUUAUGUGAAUGUAUUGAUAAAUCUGUAAAUUUAUGGAUGAAAUUUUAGAAAUUCUUCAUUUGUUAAUUUUUUUUUUUUUUU